GUUUUGUCGAAAAAAUUAACAUUUUCUAUAUAUUUACUUAUUUUUGUUAGAUUUUAAAAUGCAGAAACAUGAUUUUUCCUCACAAGUUAAGUUCUUUUAAAACUCUAAUACUUUAUUCAUAACGCUUUGGUUCAAAAUUAGGAUUUUUAGCCCUUUUUUAACGUAAAAACGACCUUUUUGUAUUUCCUAUUGGAACGCGGCACCGAAAAGGAGUCAGCAUUGCUUCUAGUUGGAACGCGGCUCAGGAGAUGUUGCUAUGGUGACGUCGUAACGAAUCUGCUGUUGUCUGCGGUGAUUUAGAGGAGAAGUUUGUUCGGUUUAAGGUAAAUAUCACCUCUUAUUUGAGUUCGUCUCGGUAGUAGACUGUUUUCCAUUAAUCACAGAGUUGUAAAUUAAUGUUUCCACGAAGAAGAGAUUUUGUAAAUGUAGUUUUUGAGUGUGUAAUUGUUACUUGUUGUGAGUUUAACUGUCAGUAACUAUCGUUGACUUGAGUUAGCUUAACCUGCGAUGUCGGUAACUCGGUUUUAGGUUAAUUCCUCAAUUUGAUCGGAGGACUGCAGUCGUUUAGAAACACAACUACCAAAAACAAAAAGUUAACGGGUUACUACCAAAGACUGUUAAAAAAAAAAACUGGAACGUUGACUUUUCUGCGCAUGCGUAGAAGUUUGUGCUCUGUUAAAUUAGCACAGUGAUUUGAUAGGAAAACUUACUCGGCAGUUAUUUUAAAACGAACUCAAACUCAGGAGAGAAAAUACAUGUAAAUAGAUAUUUUGGCCGAUCACCGCUCUUUAACAAGCUUGACAACAGCUGACUUUCAGUCCUUUGCUGAGGUAGAAACGAUCGGUGGAUAUAAUCGGUUUCAUAUAGGAUCAGCCGAUCCCCCAAAAUUAAGGAAAUAGGCGCUGAUCGAUCGGCCUGCUGAUUUAUCGGCGCAUGCUAAGUAAUUGAAUUUAUAAGAUAACAUUUUAUGCCAUAAGAACACACUUUAAAGUCGUUUCUCUGUGUUUUAAUCCCGACAGGUAAACCACAAGAUGAACGCCGCCGUGACACAUCCUCACACUGAGACUUUUCUACCUGAAAUUCCCCCCAACAGAAAGAAACGGAGGAAAGGUUCAUAUUACAGGUAGGGUAAUACAACAGAAGUGAGAUUAAACUACAUAAUUUAACACAAUAUGCAGAAAUAAUAAACUGUUUGGAUCAUCAUUCUGUUGGUUUGCACGGAUGAACAACAUCUGUGACCAAAUAUUUAGGAGAUGCUGUGAAGGUUAGAAGCACAUACAUUUAUUUACAAAAAAAAAACAUUUUUCACUCUUGAGAAUUUAGACCAUUUUUUGUCCUGCUAGACAGUUCUGUUUACAAAACUAGGAUUGACUUUGAUGAUAGAGAUCUGAAAUAUAAAAAAUGGCUCAUCCUACUCUCCCCUACGUGUCUUUGUGUGUUCAGCAGGUUGGAGGAGCCUCUCAAAGCUGGUUUGGUGUCCGAGUACUCGACUCACAUCCCUUCAAUCGCAGAAAUUUCAAAGUGAGUUCAACAUAAGGAUGGAGAAAUGUUAAUUUUUCUGAUUUAAGUGGACUCGGUACUUGGUCCGUGUCUCUGCUGGGGUGUGAUGAAGUCCAGGUUUCUCUGAUCGCUCCUUAAGAAACAGAAAAGUCAAGAGGAAUCGUUGUUACUCAAACUUAGGAGGAAAAAAACCUCCAGAGCUGCAGCGGCAACCAACAGAACAACAGACUAAAAGGAGGAACUGUGAACAUUUUUGUGGUGAUUUUGGGUGGAAGUUCAGAGAGCAGCUGUGCAGGAUCAUAAAACCUCUGAGGGCUGUGAUAAAAAAUGUCUGUGAGUACACCCAGCUCCUGAAAAACUAAAGAAAUCACCAAAAUAUUACAGCUUUAGGGUGUCACAAACCAGAGUUAGAGCGCCCUCUGCUGCCUCAACGAAGUAAUAACAACCAACUUUGAGUUAAAGAUUUCUGUCUUCAUCUCUUUUCUUGUGUUUGCAGGUUCAGAAACAGUUUGAAGCAAAACAUCUGUGUGGAGAUACUGCUGGAGGGUUUCCACAGGUAUCUGUUUCUCUGAUCAAUAACUCUUUAUCAAUACAAAGUAGGGAAAUGAUUUUGUAUGUUUCAGACGUUGAACUUUGGUUCUUUUAGUCUUCUUUGUGUCCAUGAGGGUAUUAUGAAGGUCUAAGCUUAAAGGGAUAUUCUGGCGUAAAAUUAAUUUAGGGUCAAACGCACCAUAACACCAAGUUAGACACCCCCUCCAGGGAUGAAUGUUGCCGACCGCUUGCUUUUCUAGUUUUACCAACUUUAGUAACGACUGCAAAGUUAAAGGUGUUUUUAUUGAGCCAAAUUAUCAAUAAAAUCAUGAUUUUGUUAACAGGUAUGAAUAUAUGUGCUAUCGAGUUAAUAUAUUUGAACAAGAGCACAGUAAAGUUAAAUCAGCUAAUUUUCCAAUGAGGUUCUGUUCUACUCAGGUUACUACAUAUAGGGUCCCAGCCAUAGUACUAGACACCAAACAUCUUUUUAACUUUGACUCAUUUCUUUUAGCAAAGAGACUAAACACAACUCACCUGCUCUCUUCCAGCAGCCGCUUGUUUGUAGCGAGACCUCAGGCCAGUCCAUUACGGACUACAGCGGGGUGCCGCAGCUCAAGGAAGAACAUUUAUGAUCAUUUCUUUAUCAUUUCCUUGAAGUAAUAAUCACCAUAUUAAUCAUUUUUCUCUGCAGACGCGGUAGUUCUUCUGUCUUAGCGUCUCAGUCUGAUUGCAUUUCCAUGAAGAAAUGAUCAUAAAUGUUCUUCCUUGAGCUGCGAAACUCCACUGUAGUCUGUAAUAGACUGGCCUGAGGUCUCACUACAAACAAGCGGCUGCUGGAAGAGAGUAGGUGAGUUGUGUUUAGUCUCAGACCGCUGUGUAUUUCUAUCCUGCGGUCGUUACUAAAGUUGGUAUAACUAGAGAAGUAAGCAGUUGACAACUCGGUGUUAUGGUGUGUUUGACCUUAACUUAAUUUUACGCCAGAAUAUCCCUUUAAGGUUCUUCUGAAGAAUUUAUUUCAUGUUCGUUUCGUUCUCCUGACAAACAUCCGUACCUGUCGUCACCCGUCUGUCAGGACCUUCUCAGAGUUGUUUUAUCUGCUGAACUCUGAUCGGGAUCGAAGGGAGUCGGCUGAACCAGGAACAGAUCUUGCACGUCAGACUCCGCUGGAGGAACAAAAAGACAAACUGGAGACCAUGAGGCGUCACCUGAGCCGGGCCGAGCAGGCGGAAAGAACCCGUAACUCACAUCCUUUUAUUCCUCUCUUUGUUUCAUGACCUGAAAAAGUUUUUAUUUUCCAUAAUUUAAUUCAAAAAGUGAAGCUCAAACAAACUGAAAUAUUAAAAGACUUCUUGAAACAGUUUUCUAACACAGUGAUAUGCUCUCAGGGUCACCUUUCAAACCUCCUCCUGAGACAGACGUUCUCGUCUGGUUUGUUUCCGUGUGUUUUUCUCGGCAGGGUCCUGGACUGUGGUCUGUGAGCAGCGUCUGUUUCUGGGCAGGUAUUUCUCGUCUCAGGAGGAUCUCUGGCUCCGUUUGCAUUUCUGCCACAGCUGUGCCGACAGAGAGUACGGGGGGCGAUCCAGAUCGGCUACUGAAGCCCGAGUCCACUUAGCCGAGCACUACCUGCAGACAGGUGAACGGGUUACACACAAACUGAGUAAAACAGACAAAAAUAACUACAUUAAGUGUUUCUGAUGUAAGUUUUUUUGUAACUCAACAUGAGGAGUCAUCAGAAUCACAAUCAGACAUAAUUUAAUAAUCCACAGGGGGAAUCUUUUUUUUGUUACAGUGACUCCAGUGCAAAUAAAGUGGAAAAAGGAGAUAAAUAAAAGAUAAAAUUAGUAAAAAUAAAGAGAUAUAUAGAUAAAAGAAGUAAAAAUAAAGAGAUAAAAAUAUAAAAUAAGUAAAAUUAAAGAAAAAAAUAGGCAAAAUAAAGAGAAAAUAAAAAGAUGAAUGUAUAAAAUGAGUAAAAAAAGUAAAAAUAAAUCAAUCAAUAAAUUAAAUAAAUAAAAAUAAAGAGAUAAAUUGAUAAAAUAAGUUAGAUUUAUUAAAAAUAAAAAGAUUAAUCGAUAAAAUAAGAUAAAACAAGUAAAAAAUAAUGAAAUAAAUUAGGUAAAAUAAGUAAAAAUAAAUAAAUAAGUAAAAAUAAGUAAAAAUAAAGAGAUAAGUAGAUAAAAUAAGUAAAAAAUAAAUAAAUAAAAUAAUUUAAAAUAAAGAGAUAACUAGAUAAAAGAAGUAAAAAUAAAUAAAUAAAAUAAGUAAAAAUAAAGAGAUAAUAUACAAGUAUGAACACAUAAUACAACUCAAAAUAGUGAAAUAAAAAUAUAUGUCAUACUGUACUGGUGAUAAAAACAGUUCAUACCCUGAAGACUUUUGGAUUCAAGCAGAAAUUUAAAGGUGCAAAAAAAGAAACCCUCCUUUUUGUGUGUAUAAAUUUAUACAAGAUCCCACAAAUUUUCCAAAUAUGUGAAUUUAUUCUCACAGAAUUACAGGAUUUUUUAUUUAGUACAAUAAAGAAAGAAAAAAAACUUUUAAAAAUAUUUUCCCUCAAAACUGAUGAUUUCUAACGUCAGAAUCUUCAAGUUUUACUCCUAAAUUUUAGUUUUACAACAUUCAAAACUCUCACAGCGCUUUAAUCUCUCGUGUUUCUUCAGGUGAGCUGGAGCAGGCGCAGCAGCAGGCGGAGAUCUGCAUCCAGCAGGCAGAGGGCGGAGACUGGCUGGACUCUGACGGUCAGCCCCUGAAGCUCCGGGGCGCCAAAGCACUGUGGAGGAUCUACCUCAAGAUUGCAGACCCCCUACUGGACGCAGAAGAGUACAGGAAGGCCCUGGCGCUGCUUCACAUAGGAUACGACGAGGUGUUAAAGAGUAGGUGGAAACAGUCUGUAUGAUAAAUUAAACCGAAAACACUCUGAACUGUCCCAAGUUAGACUCAAACAAAAAACUGAGUUUUAUUUUGAAAUGUGUUUCAGCUGAAGACAAACAGCUGGAGGCAGAGGCCGCCUACGGACUGGGACUGACCAAUCAGAGAGCAGGAGAUCACAAGAGAGCCAAACAGGUUAAUAUGUGUGUUUUUAAAUGUCACUUCAUCCCUGAAAUAGAGGAAAACACAAAGUGAUGUGUGUUAUAACUCAGUUUAUUAGUCUAAAUAUCAUCACAGAGUUCAGGUUGUGUUUUAGUCAAAGUGAAGUUUUGCUGUUUAACUCUGUGUUUUUUGUCCAGUUCUUCAACACUUGCAUGCAGAUUUACAGCACACUAGAGGACGCAGAGGGACUCGUCAAGUCCUACAUGGCUAUGGCCAAGUCUCUACAGAGGUACACACUCAAACUUUUAGGACUUCAAAAAGUUAAAGGGAAAUUCUGGCUGAAAAUCAACAGGACAUAUAGGGUCCCAGCCAUAGUACCAUAUUCAGAGUUCUGACUCCUAAGAAAACAAACUUAAGCGGGUCGUUUCUAAAGGUGUUUUUAUUGAGCCGAAUUAUCAAUAAAAUCAUGAUUUUGUUAACAGGUACGAAUAUAUGUGCUGUAGAGUUAGUCUAUGUGAACAAGAGCACAGUAAAGUUAAAUCAGCUAAUUUUCCAAUGAGGUUCUGUUACUGAACAAAACUACACCAUGUUCUACUGAGGUUAGUACAUAUAGGGUCCCAGCCAUAGAACUAGACACCAAACAUCUUUUUAACUUUGACUCAUUUCUUUAGCAAAGAGACUAAACACAACUCACCUACUCUCUUCCAGCAGCCGCUUGUUUGUAGUGAGACCUCAGGCCAGUCCAUUACGGACUACAGCGGAGUGUCGCAGCUCAAGGAAGAACAUUUUUGAUUGUUUCCUCAUAGAAACAUAAGGUGUGUGUUUGCGUGUGUCCAUGUGUGUGUGUGUGUGUGUGUGUGUGUGUGUGUGUGUGUGUCAGUGAGGGAAACAUCGAUGAAACGGUCCAGUGGUUGGAGAAGUCAGCUGACGUCUCACUCAGCAGCGGACAGCAGCACCGCCUGGUGGACGCUUACCUCCGUUUGGGCAAAAUCUACAAUGAGAGGGUGAAACACUCGUCUAAUGUGUGUCUUUGUUUGUUCUGUUGGUUUUGUUCUGACCCGGCUCCUCCUCCUCUUUCUCUCUCUGUAGAGUCAGUCUACGAGGGCAUACGAGUUCUUCCUGCAGGGUUAUGAAGUCGCCUGUGAUGUCGGAGACGUCUCUCUGCUGGAUCAAAUACAGGUCAGAUGUUCUUCUAUGAUUGUGACCGCUCUCUUUCAGAUUUUUAGCGUAAACUUCGGUCCGUUCGUCUCUCAGGUGAUUGUCGGCACUCUACGCGCUCACCGCCUCAUGGAGAAAUACAGCGCCGACAUCAGGUCGGCCACGCCCACCGCCUUACAGCGUCUUCUGACCUGGAAAGACACCAGACAACCUCAGGAUUUCAGUGCAGAUGAUUCUGACUCUGCCAUGGAUUAAAUGGAUUAUUAAUCUGUGUUUACAGAUUAUUUUGACAUAAUAUUUGAAUUGAUCUCAUCAGAGUCAAACUGUAAGUCUUUUUUUCAUAUCAAGACGACAGAAAAACCUUCAAAUGUCAAUUUAAACUCCAAAGUAAUUAAAACAUGUCUCCAUCCUG
Messenger RNA from Xyrichtys novacula (pearly razorfish), 6625 nucleotides. The record is from the annotation of a GenBank genome assembly. NCBI's taxonomy places the organism in Eukaryota, Metazoa, Chordata, Actinopteri, Labriformes, Labridae.